Molecule: messenger RNA, 1510 nt
Organism: Bombina bombina (fire-bellied toad)
Lineage: Eukaryota; Metazoa; Chordata; Amphibia; Anura; Bombinatoridae
Product: acidic mammalian chitinase
Exons: 11
Coding region: 16-1449 (477 amino acids)
Biological process (GO): chitin catabolic process; carbohydrate metabolic process
Cellular component (GO): extracellular region
Molecular function (GO): chitinase activity; chitin binding
Source: RefSeq, a predicted model, not a curated record
GAGACUGACGGAGACAUGAGGACCAUGUUAUUCUGGGCAGGUUUGCUGGCACUGCUGCAGCUAGGCUCUGCCUAUAAACUUGUCUGUUAUUUCACCAACUGGUCCCAGUACCGUCCAGAUCCAACCGCAUACUGGCCGGCUAACGUGGACCCUCAUCUUUGCACUCAUAUCAUAUAUGCCUUUGCAAGCAUGAAGGAUCAUAAGAUUGCACCAUAUGAGGUGAACGACGAGGAGCUGUACCAACAGAUCAAUGCGCUAAAGCUGCAAAAUCCUCAACUGCUAACUCUACUGGCCAUCGGAGGAUGGAGCUUUGGGACGCAGAAGUUCACAGCUAUGGCUUCCUCUGCUGAAAACCGGAAGAUUUUUAUUGACUCUGUUAUUGAGUAUCUCCGAAAUUAUGGGUUUGACGGGCUGGACCUGGAUUGGGAGUAUCCUGGUAAUGAAGAGAGAGGGAGCCCUCCAGAAGAUAAGCAACGCUUCACAAUACUAAUCCAGGAUCUGCUAGAUAGUUUUGUGAAGGAGGGAAAGGAGACAAAUCGCCCUCGUCUUCUUGUAACGGCUGCAGUCUCCGCUGGUAAAGGCACUAUUGACGGUGGAUAUGAGAUUGCCAAGAUUGGCCAGACACUUGAUUUUAUCAGUGUUAUGACCUAUGACUUCCAUGGUGAUUGGGACAGGCAGACUGGGCAUAACAGUCCUUUGCACAAGGGAGCAGCAGAUUAUGGAGACAAUGCUUACUUCAAUUGUGAAUAUGCCAUGAACUACUGGAAGAAAAAGGGAGCUCCAGCUGAAAAACUUCUGAUGGGAUUCCCAACAUAUGGCCGAUCUUUUACUUUGGCUGGAACCAACACAAACAUUGGAGCAUCCAUAUCAGGUGCUGGCAAUCCAGGACCUUAUACAGAAGAAGCUGGCUAUUGGGCUUAUUUUGAGAUAUGCUCAUUUUUAUCUGGAGCAACUGUGGUUUGGAUGGAUGACCAGAAGGUGCCGUAUGCUUACAAGGGAAACCAGUGGGUUGGAUUUGACACUAAAGAGAGCUUUAAAUACAAGGUGGAGUUUGUGAAGCAGGGAGGUUUUGGAGGUGGUAUGGUUUGGGCUAUUGACUUAGAUGACUAUUCAGGAACAUUCUGCAAUCAAGGAAAGUAUCCACUGAUCAGCACACUUAAGGAGGAAUUCUCAGGCACUGGAGGAACAAACCCCCCUCCAACCACUACUCCAGAAGGAGAAACAACACCCACAAAACCUCCUGUAACUACUCCGCCCGCUCCUGAGACCACCCCUGAUUCCUCUGUUGACCAAAAUUUCUGCAGUGGCCGCCCGGAUGGUUUUCAUGUGAAUCCAUAUAAUCCUAAUAAAUUCUACCUGUGCCACCAGAACAGAACUUUUCCCAUGCAGUGCGCUGAGGGAUUGGUGUUUGACACGACUUGCCAAUGCUGUAACUGGCCACCUGCAUGAGGAUAGUUAUCAGCUGCUGUACAUUCACACCACAGAGGAAUAAAGUACUACAUGUCUAAUA